Molecule: messenger RNA, 4572 nt
Organism: Neodiprion fabricii
Lineage: Eukaryota; Metazoa; Arthropoda; Insecta; Hymenoptera; Diprionidae
Exons: 19
Coding region: 365-3808 (1147 amino acids)
Biological process (GO): transmembrane transport
Cellular component (GO): membrane
Molecular function (GO): transmembrane transporter activity
Source: RefSeq, a predicted model, not a curated record
GUCUGCAUGCUCGCGUUCAUUCGUGAGGAUGAUCUCACAAGUGAAUAACUUGAAAUUUUUCCCUGGAAGCUCGACGUCGGACUUUUACAAUUAAUGUAAUCUGAGAUAGAUCUCGCUUUCUUCAUUCGAUUUGGACAAGUUCUGAUAACGAGUGAUAAUAGUGGCCGACAUUCACUAAUCAACUCUUUUGCUAACUCCUUGUGGUUGGCUACCUCCAUUAGUGUAUUCUUCUCGCCCUCACCGGUAAGCAAAUUCGAAAUCUCCAUCUCAAAUCACGGAGCUUCAGAAGAAGCCAAUAAAGUGCCCGUAUAAAGUGGCUGGAUUCAAUAUAUCUAGAUUUAGUGAUCGCGUCGAUAUCGGCAUCAUGCAACUGUUUUGCUGCCAGCAAUAUCCAUCCGAGUCCAAUGGAAUAUCAUCAUCGACACCGAAAGAAGCGGAGCAAAAUAAUUAUGACGCCAACUGUGGGGAUGAUGAGAUACCAAACGAUUUUCCGGAGAUCGACCACAUUAGUCUGUACACCUUGCGCAUUUAUGCUAUUUUAGGAAUCCCAAUGCUACUUUCCGCUUGUUUUACAAUGAGUUACGUUUUCACCGCUGGGACUGUCAGUUACAGGUGUCUACUAACAGAAUGCGAAGAUCCUGUAAACACGACACUGUAUCCCACCUGGUUGACAACAGCGGUUCCCUACGCUGACGGUGUAUCGGAAACCUGUACGCGAUAUACUGUACAAAAUAUCACAGAUUCGUGUUCAACGACUGUGUUUACAAAUGAAACCGAAAGCUGUGAUGCCUGGAUCUAUGAAAGCGAGAAGCUCACCAUUCUCAACGAAUGGGACCUCACCUGUGAUGCAAAUCUAUGGAAGUUAUCGUUGCCGGGAACAAUCAACAAUGUUGGACAAUUCUCCGGAUUGAUAUAUUCCGGUUAUGUAUCAGACAGGUUUGGCAGACGUAAUCUCUUGGUACUUGCCACUACGAUGUCCACGAUACUGGGAUUAAUUCGGUCCUUUUCCCUCAAUUACGGGAUGUUCAUCAUCUUUGAGUUUCUUGACGCGAUGGCUGGCGCAGGCCUGUACAGCUCUGCAUUUAUUUUAGGAAUGGAGUUUGUUGGACCGAAGAAAAGAGUUUUCGUCAGCAUUGUCAUGUGCUGUAUGUACCCGCUCGGAGAAGUCUUCAUGGCGUUGUGUGCUAUGUGGAUUCGAUCUUGGCGUCAUCUCAUUUGGGCACUCUAUAUACCGGGAUUCAUCGCAGUAUCCAUACCAUUCAUAGUUCCAGAAUCUGUGAGAUGGCUACUGAGCAAGGGUAGAGGAGAUGAAGCGGAGAGCGUGUUACGAACAAUCGCAGUCAAGAAUGGCGUCGAAGUUACACAAGAAUCAAUCGAUUUAAUCAAGAAUACGGCGAAAAAAAAUCAGAUAGAGAACGUUGUCUUACAGAAAAAAGGAGCAGAAUCAAAACCGUCAGGCAUUUCGGCGCUGAGACAAGUUCUUCGCGAAAGGGUAUUGUUGCUUCGUUUGAUGGCCUGUGCUUUCGGCUGGAUCACCAACACCUUGGUGUAUUACGGCCUUUCGCUACAGUCGGUAACGGUAGCAGGGGACCAAUACCUGAACUUCAUUUUGGUGGCUUUGGUGGAGAUUCCGGGUAACUUGGCUUGUUGGGCCCUGGUAGACUACAUGGGGCGAAAGCCAAUCCUUAGCGGUUCGUUUUUCCUGAGCGGUGUCUUCUGCAUCUUGGCAAUUUUCGUUCCUGAAGACUGGUGGUAUCUAACGCUAAUCGUUUUCCUGGGAGGCAAGUUCAGCAUCACGAUAGCCUUCAGCACGAUUUACGUUUAUACCACAGAGAUGUUCCCCACACCGUUCCGACACUCUUUACUUGGAUUUUGCAGCAUGAUCGCUCGUAUUGGAUCAAUGAUAGCACCGCAAAUGCCCUUGCUGGCAACAUAUAUGGCGUCGCUACCGAUGCUGGUUUUCGGAGCCGUCGCCUUGGUAGCCAGCAUUUUGUCUUUGAGUUUUCCGGAAACCGCUGGGAUCAAGCUUCCGGACACGAUAGAGGAGGCAGUUGUAAUCGGCAAGCUGAAAAAGAAACCUAAAUCAAAUCCCUCCUCCGAUCGACUACGUCACGUUGUGCAGUCACGCGGUAUUCGACCGGGCAUCGCAAAGCAUUUACAAUCAGUUUCAAGCCUUGUAACGAUGGAUUUUGACGAGGUUUUAGAGGAGCUCGGCGAGCUGGGAAAGUUUCAGAUAAUCAAUUACUUUUUGAUUUGCUUGCCGGUGUUUUUCAGUGCUGCUAACAGCUUAUCUUACGUGUUCGUUGCAGGAGUACCGGAUUACAGGUGCUACAUAGAGGGGUGCGAUGACCGGAGUACACCAGACUAUUCAGCAGCCUGGGUGAACCAGACCAUUCCUGAUCUCGAAUAUGAGACGGAGACAGCCAAUGCCGUAUACGUUCCCAGCCAAUGCAGCAUGUAUCUUAUGCAAAAUUCGACAGUCGGUCAAUUUGAUGUCAACGAUACGUGUCCGUUCAACUUUUCGACAGAUACAAUUGUUCAGUGCAACGAGUGGAUCUUUGAUCCGGAAGAUUGGACCAUCGUCGGCGAGUGGAACCUCACCUGCCAAUCGAACCUGUGGAAACUUUCUCUGAUCGGCACUGUCCACUUUGCUGGAAUAUUUUGUGGUUCAACUAUUUUCGGAAUGCUUGCUGACAGAUUCGGUAGAAAGCUAAUGUUUAUUACAAGCAUCAUGAUGAUGACCAUCACUGGCAUUGGGCAAGUAUUGUCCGGUUCUUACAACGUCUUCAAUGUGUUCGUCUUUUUAAACGCUGUCGGAACUGCCGGGAUAUAUCCCCUCGCGUUUAUACUGGGCGUCGAAUUGGUGGGAAAAAGGAAGCGAGAACUUUGUGGAAUCGUCCUGAAUUACUUCUAUGCACUGGGCGAGGCAGCUGUCGCCCUUUUUGCCUGGUGGUUUGGCUCCUGGCGUUUGUUACAGUUGGCGGUGUCGGGACCAGCGGCUAUUUUUUUGUGCUACUACUGGCUCGUACCAGAAUCAGUGCGCUGGCUACUAGCGAGAAAUGAAAACGACAAAGCCAAGUCCAUAGUUUCGACAGCUGCCAAGACCAACAAGGUUGUUCUUUCGUCACGCAUCAUGGAGUCCAUGGAGAAGAUUUCGGGCGGCGCUAAAACUCCGGCGAAGGAUCCUCAGCUGCUGAAGAUGCUGGGUUUGGCUUUUCACUCCAGAGUGCUCGUCACGCGAAUUUCAGUAAUGUUUUAUGUUUGGGCCGCUACUGCCUUUGUCUACUAUGGUUUGUCGGUAAACAGCACUAGCCUUUCCGGGGACAAAUACCUGAACUUUGCUCUGGUCUGCCUCGUUGAAAUUCCUGGUUACACACUCGCCCUGUAUGCCUUGCCACUAUUCGGUCGACGAAGGGCUCUAAUAUUAAGUUUGCUGAUCUGCACCGUGACGUGUGCCGCGGCAGCCUGGCUUUUCAGGACAUCUACUUCCUUGUAUUGGGUUGCAACAGUAAUGUUUCUGAUCGGAAAAUUAGCAAUCACAGCAGCGUUUGGCAUUCUUUACGUUUAUACUGCAGAAUUGUUCCCCACUGCGGUCAGGAGUUGUGCGGUUGGCCUCAGCUCGACGAUGGCUAGGGUUGGCGCCAUGGUUGCUCCCUUCGCACCGAUGCUCUCUACAGUGACACCGGGACUGCCAUUGAUAUGUUUCGCGGCUGCCCCUUUAUUCGCAGCCAUCCUGACUGCCCUUCUACUUCCUGAAACCAGAGGACGCCGGCUCCCCGAUACCGUUCGCGAAGCUGAGGCGAUAUAACGUUAAUUCUAAUUAGUCUUCGAACAAUUCUUAUAUUUGAUUGUUUCGUACAAAAACUAUACUGUACGGCGAACAAUAGAAGCGAAUUCUUCCGUAUUAUUCACGUCACGACUCAAGUAUACUUAUUAUCGUUACUGAUUGUUGCCUGAUAUUAUUCUAGGAAUAACUUAUAGGAAAACAAUUCAAUUCAGAAUUUUCCUUUCCAAUUUACGAUCGUGAUAGCAAACGUCUUUGAAUAAUGUCUCGAAUGACCCGGUAGUAUUUUCAUUAGAAUUUCUUCACUGUCAGUGAUCACAAUGAUUGAUCUAGUCGGUAUAAAAUUUUUUAAAACGUACGGUUUGUAAGUAGGACUCAUAACCACACUUCAUGGACUUGAAAUUACGAACUCCAGAAACUAGGUGCAUCUCAGAUUCUUUCCAAAUCAAAAUCGGAAUGAUGAAAUUUUUCAUCUGCAUCUACGUUCAUCUGCACAUCGCACAGGCAUAUAAUAUGAUCAGUAAUUAUCUGCACCUAGUAAUUACUUGAAUGGUACAAAAGAUUCGAUUGACAAGCGAUAGUUUGUGGGCGUGUUAAGUCAUUAUAUAAUUCACUUAUUCAGAAUGACAAGUGAAAUUUCGUACCGUACAAUUAAUAAUAUUCAUGUCAUGUGUAGUUGUGACCAAUAUUUGUAAGCCAUUGGUGUAAUAAUGGUUGAAAUGACCGUGCGAUUCUAUACCACUGCGAUUUACAAUCAGUAACGUUAACAAUACAUGUAAUGCACCAUU